AUAAGCCCCGCCCCCUCGGCCCCUCCCCGCUGCUCAGAGCGGCGGCACCGAGACACCGAGCGGUCGCACCGGCACCGGCACCGGCACCGCCACCGGCACCGCCACAGCCGGCCGCCAUGGCCGAGUACCGCACUCUGCUGGAGGAGCUGUCCCGGAACAUCACAGCCGAGGACCUGGAGACGCUGAAAUCCGCCUGCAAGGAGGACAUCCCCAGCGGGGAGAGCGAGGCCAUCGCCACCGGGCAGCACUGGUUCCAGUUCCUGGAGAAACACAGCAAACUGGACCGGGACAACCUCUCCUACAUCGAGCACAUCUUCGAGAUCUCCCGCCGCCCCGACCUCCUGACCAUGGUGGUUCAGUACCGCACCCACGUCCUCAAGAUCUCCGAGGAGGACGAGGUGGACACCAAACUCACGCGUAUCCCCAGCGCCAAGAAGUACAAGGACAUCAUCCGGCAGCCCUCGGAAGAGGAGAUCAUCAAACUGGCCCCCCCACCCAAGAAAGCCUGAGGGGGCGUGAGGAGGAGGAGGAGGAGGAGGAGGAAGGCUGUGCCCCCCCCCCUGUGUGUGUCCCCCCCUUUCUGACCCCGGGAGGGGGGAGACGGGGGGCCGGCAUGGUCACUAACAAAGUCUUAACCCCCCCCCCCAAAAACAAAACCCCAAACCCCACGUCCGGGGCCGGCGGCUCUGCGUGUGUGUGCACGUGUGUGCACGUGUGUGCACGUGUGUGUGUGCGUGUGCUGGGGGGGGGGGCAGCGCUUUGCUAUUCCCAGGGGACCCCCCCAAGUCCUCACUGGGAGGGGGGACAACAGGAACACCCCCCCUCCCCUUCCUUCCCCUCCCCAGUCCAAGUUAUGGUUGGGAGGGGGGUGACAGGCACCGGGACCACCCCCAACCCCACUGUGAGAGGGGGGGGACACACAGCGCUGGGGACAGGGACCCCCCCUCCCCAGUGAGUGUGGGGGGGGGGCAGAGAAGGAAGGAUGGAGUAGGUCAGGAGGGAGGCAAGUGGUAGGGAUGAAUGGGGAGGGGUCUGUGGUGACCCCCCCCGGGAUGGAGGAUGCAGUGAGUUGGUCAGACCUCAGCCCUUGAGAAGGGGUUGGGGGGGGGGGCACCUCUGCAGUGUGUUCCCCCCCCCUCCCAGGGGGGCUGUGGUGGUGGUGGGGGGCUUAGGAGGUGACAAUUUGAGGGGGGGGCGAGGCAGUGGGAGCCCCUGUACGGGGGGGUGAGGUGCAAGGGGGGACCCAAGACCCCCCCCAGGAAUUGGGGAGGUCACUCUUGGAAGAAACCCCAUUAUGGGGGGAGGGAGGGGCAGAACUGGCAGCUCCCCCCCCCCCCAAAUAAACCAGCAAGAGGUUUCUUUGAGUUGGGGGUCUUUCCAUCCUUCCCCAGUGCCACACUGGGAGGGAGGGGACAGCAAACUGGGAACAGGGGCACAGUCGUUCCCCCCCCCCUCCCUCCCUUAGUGUGUGCGUGUGUGUGUGUGUGUGGGGGGGGGUCUUUUGGGGUUCAGCUCUUAGCUACUAACCUGGGGGGGUGGUGUUUAGUGAGGGGGGGGCACUGGAGAGAGUUUAUGUUAAUAUAUUUUAUUUAAUAAAAGCUAAAACCUGCAGAGUGCUGCGUGCAGCCGCCGGCUCUUGUGUCCCCACGUCUGUGUGUCCCCCCCCCCUGCUGUGUGUGUGUCCCCCCCCCCUCUUUAUUUAUUGUCUCCAGGGACCACAUUAUUUUCCCACUUCCAGAAAAAAAAAAAAAA
Calypte anna (Anna's hummingbird) is the source of this 1752-nucleotide messenger RNA. RefSeq names its product proliferation and apoptosis adaptor protein 15 (gene PEA15). Gene Ontology annotation, molecular function: protein binding. Gene Ontology annotation, biological process: regulation of apoptotic process; MAPK cascade. Lineage: Eukaryota; Metazoa; Chordata; Aves; Apodiformes; Trochilidae. Bases 117 to 509 code for a protein of 130 amino acids. The transcript is spliced from 4 exons. The record is from RefSeq and is a predicted model, not a curated record.